UUCCAAACUGUGGAGUUCCCAAACACUUAUAUUGUUCUUGUUUACAAAUUUAAAUGAAUUAAUAUUUGUAUAUAUUAAUUAAUAAAAACUUUUUAUAUUUGAGGUUAUAAACAAAUGUUGUAACAUGAAGUAUCCAAAAAAUGGCUAUGGCCAAUUUAAAAGAAUUACCAAGUGCAUCAACAUACAUGUCAAAUGUGUCCACAGAUCAAACUCAACAAAUUGCAACUUCACAUAAUGUGACUUUGGAUACACUUCACAUUAAUUUUGAGUCACAGCAAACGACUUCAGAGGAACAAGGUCGUGGAUGUCGGACUAAACGUAAACAAACAAAUCCCAUAUUUUGUCCUGUGUGUAGUGUUACAAUACGACCUUCGGAAUUAGAGACACAUUACCUUGCAGAACUAUCCAAAUUGGAUAAAUUAUCCACAAAUAAACGAAAAUCAAGUUCAACCACAAUGAGUACAUCUCCAAAUUUAUCAACACCAAGUGAUUUAACAACCCAAUCAACUACAACGGAAACUCCAAACACAGAAAAUGUUCCCGAAUCAAUCGCUCCAGAGAAAUGUUGGGAAACGUAUCAAAGUGUAAAAGCAAAUCGACAAAGCCGCCUAAAAUUAAAAUCAAGGAAACGAAAACAUGAUGAAAUCGCUUGUCCGGUAUGUAAUGAUUUUAUAUCGGGUGAUUUGAAUCAACAUGUUGAGGAUUGUUUACGAAAAAGUGGGAAUGGAGAUCCAGAUGAAGAUGACGUUGAUGUAGAUGUCGACGAUACGGAUAUUGAUGUUGGUGGGGAUGAUUUUGGGGAAUACGAGUGGGCAGGACAACAUCGUGUACGAGCUUCAAGUAUGCUUGAAGGAGGCUAUAGUGCGUGUGGAAUAGGGAACGUUAGUCGGAAAAAUUCUGGAGAUGAUGAAGAUGGUGAAGAUUUAAUCGUCGAUGGAGAUGACGGUGAUAAAUACGGACCUGCACAAUACACGGAACGUGAUAUUAUGUUAGUGAGUAAAGGGGAAGAUAAGGACCAAACCGCGUUACGCUUAGCGAUUAUUGGUAGUACAAAUACAAUUUUAACUGAAACUGUAAAUAAUAAAGUUGAGAAUGACGAUGAUGAUGAGGAAGAACCGGAGGAGACGUCUUCGAGUUCGAAUGAAAAAGUGAAUAAGAAUCCAACAAUUGAGGCGUUGAAGCAACGUGUUCGGGAGUUAGAAAAAAGUGAAAGUAACAAAAGUCAAUAUAAAUGUUUGAUAUGUAUGGGAAGGUAUAAAACACCGGUUAUUUCGAUUUGUUGCUGGCACGUACAUUGUGAAUUGUGUUGGCUAAAAACAUUAGGUAUUAAGAAAUUAUGUCCACAAUGUAAUAUGAUUACAUCACCAACGGAUUUACGAAAAGUUUUUAUUUAAAACACUGUUUCUGGGGGGGGGGGGGGUAAUGGUCCGUACUGCGAAUUUUGUUGAUCGGUGUAAUCUUACCAUGAGUUUUUUUUCCAAUUUUUCGAUAUAUUUCUCUCGAGAUUACUCUCUUAAAAUUGGGAAAAAAGUUCAUACGAAAUUUUUUGUUUAUCAGACUCAAAUUGACUCAAAUAUCAUAUUUUGUUAAGUUCUAUAAGAAUCCAUCGAUUAUAGCUCGCAGUACGAAGCGUAAACUAUCAAAAAACUUUGUUUGAAUACUAAAUUGGUUAAGUCCAAUAUUAUUCUAAAAAGCAGGGUGUCCAAUGAUCAGAAAUUCCAGAAUACUAAAUUUGAGUCGUAUUGUAACAGAAACUUUAUUAUUUCUGCCCAUUCCAUUCUAUAAUUAAAGUCUAUGUCGUCCUAUCGAGUAUUGCAUACAUGGCCACGCUAUAUAGUCAGGGCCAGAUUUAACCUUAGCACCGUCUCUGGGAAAAGUUGGAAAAUGCCGCCUCAAUACCGAAAUUUUCCAGUUUUUAUAUCCCAAAAAACUAUUUAGCUUUAUACAAAACUUCUUUCUCCUUUUUAAUUUCGUCGCUUUCGAUAUUCAAACCCGCUCAAACUUUUGCGUCUGUCACCCAUGUUUUUAAAAUAUUUGCACAUUCAUGCUCAACAAAAGUAGAAUUAUUUACAGGUUAGAGUCGUGUAAACGUCAAAUGUGAAAAAAAAAACUAAAUUGAAGUAACGUAUUUCUCAUUUGCAAAUUUGACUGUAGGUGGCAGCAUGAUGCAAGGAUGCAAAUUAUUUGACUUGAAAAUUUUACAUUUUCUAAUUAAAAACAAAUUAAAUGAUUGUAAUUGCUUAUAUUAAUCAUUUUUGAAAAUAAAUUCAUUAAGGUAGCUUGAGCACCAAGGCAAAUUUAGAUUUAGGGUUGAAAUUAUUUGAAAAUUUUUCGAUAUCUGCCUUGGUUUUCGAAAUAUCGAAAGCUUAACGAAAGAAAGCGAAUUUUGUUUCUAGACACUAGCCACGCGUGCCCCUAGUGUAAAUUCAGCACUGCGUAUAGAACACUAAUUACAAAAAAAUUGCUUACAUCUAAAAUCAGUCAACCGAUAAAACGAGAAAGGACUUUAAUUGUAGAAUAGACUUUAAAAGCAUCAGUAGGCGCCCUGCUUUUCAUGUAAAAAACGAUAUGACUACUGAAUUAGUACUUCUUUAUUGAGACAAUUUAAUUAUUAUGUAAUCAUUCAUUUUCUAUUAUCACAACUUUAAAUUACAAUUACAUGCAAUUCAAUGCAAUUACUAAUUAUAAAACGGAUGCGCCAUCUUUUAUAUCGGUGUAUAAACAUUGAAUAACUUAAAACAACCAAUUUCCGUAUAUGAAGUAUUGUUAUUCAAUUUGGGUCUUUGUAAUUUAUUUUGAAUAGUUUUUGAAUACAACAUCAAUCAAGUGGCUGCCUCUAUUGAGUCCAUUUUGAUUCACCGCCCCAGAAAUUUGCGUAAAAAAUUAGGUUCAGUGUCAACCAUUCGAGCGAUUGUUUGGCCACAUUCCAAGUGGCGUGGAAUAUGACCAAAGUGUGGUCUUUCGACAAUAUCCUUUGUGUUAAUUGCAUUUUAUACCAAAACAAAUGCUAAUUCAAAAUGCACCGCAAAGUGAUUCCAAUGAUACUGAACGCAGUGACGAUACGACACUUUUGGUUUCUGGACAACGGUCUUACUGUCCGCUUCAAGCAAUUCAUUGGAACGCCUUGAUCGUUGAUGAACGGCAUGUUGACAAUCUCCCACUAUCCCGUGCUCAACAAAAUUUGACACCAAUCGACGAAUAGUGUUGUCAGACGGUUCCUGUUAGCCACAAAAAUUUGUACUGAAUUGAUGUUUCAAAAACAUAUUUAAUUAAUUUAAUCGCUUGACAAAUGUCAAAGUUAUUCAAUGUUUACCAUAGAGAUAAUACCAUAGAGCUUCAAAGUCGCCGCCAAACAGUUUAUCGCACUAAAGAGAUACAAAUGAAGCAGAUAGCUUAUGGAUGUAUGUUCAUCUCUCUUAUACACUUACAAUUUCUGUCUCUUUCUACUUCUCUCACUGUAGUCAAGAACUCUAUGGUGUCAUCUCUACGAUGUUUACAUACUGAUAUAAAAGAUGGCGCACCCUGCAAAUUGUGUUCCAUUUCCGAUAUUAUUUUUGAAUGAGUUGCCAUUUUGGUGUUUUAUAUCUAUAAAAGUCUAUGAUUUUGUACUAGAAUAUCCUGUUUUGUCAUGUGGCAAAUAAUAACAUUCCACUUAACGGAAAUAGACAUUAAGUUAGACGUUAAUUGAUCUAGAUCUUGCGAUAAAACAUCUGAUAACUUUUUAUUUUGGAGACAUUUGAAGGCAACAUGACAUUCUAGUUCAAAACAGAAAUAUGGCUGCGUAUUUAAAAAUAACAUCGUAAUUAGGUUAGGUUAAGUUAAAGUGGCUGUCCUGAGGUGAGACACACUUAGACCAUAGGGUCUGUUGUGAUACCGAAAAAGGAAUCUUAAUUAGAACACCCCAUAUAAUGUUACAGAUUGUUGCAGGAGAAAUGAUACAUUAAAGUAACGAGACAUAAAUUAUAUCGAAUUUCUUAAGGUUUUACGAUGUAUUUAGAGUAAAAUAGAUAAUAACCCUGGAGCCCGUGACAGUAAAAUUGAACCUACACGGAUUUCGAAAUUUCGCAUAUGAAUCAAUACUAUUUAAAGAUA
Molecule: messenger RNA, 4092 nt
Organism: Chrysoperla carnea
Lineage: Eukaryota; Metazoa; Arthropoda; Insecta; Neuroptera; Chrysopidae
Product: E3 ubiquitin-protein ligase Rnf220-like
Exons: 1
Coding region: 141-1394 (417 amino acids)
Biological process (GO): protein ubiquitination
Molecular function (GO): ubiquitin protein ligase activity; metal ion binding
Source: RefSeq, a predicted model, not a curated record